This is a messenger RNA of Ostrea edulis (European flat oyster), 1914 nucleotides long. RefSeq lists its product as uncharacterized. The record is from RefSeq and is a predicted model, not a curated record. Lineage: Eukaryota; Metazoa; Mollusca; Bivalvia; Ostreida; Ostreidae. The transcript is spliced from 11 exons. Bases 196 to 996 code for a protein of 266 amino acids.
GUAUAUUAUGUUCGCGUUAAAGUCGUCAGUUGACUGUAAAAGUCAGCCCUUCUCGCAGAAGUCCAAUAUGUACUUUCCAGAGUUAUAACACGGCAGUGAACCGAAUACGAUAAUUCAUCAGUAUCCAUACAUUAUUCCUGAAAAUGGAUACCUUUGAAAGUGAUGUACGCUGAGUGACUUUUGAAGAAAACAGGUAUGUCUUACAGCGGAUAUGGUCACGUGGCUGAUUCUUGUCCUCUCAGUAAAACAGAGUUUACUGCAGCAGCGACCAGACUGAACUGUAACGUGGAUAAGUUUGGACGGAAUCCGUAUACAUGUGUACCUAAGCUUGACUUGACGGCAUUAGUAGAAUUCUGCUACAAUUCCACUGUGGCAUUCUACCCGAAAGGUCAUUGUCUAUGGGUACAAAAUGAUGGAAAUCUGAACUCUAUCAACUGUAGUCAGUUUACGGAGGGUUGUCCAAAGGACCAUUACAGAGGAAACGAACUAUAUAAAUUUCCAGCUUGUCACCAAAUCAAUACAGAACACAGAUGUUUCUAUGCAAAUCCUUCCUGUCCAAAUCAAACGAGAACCUUUGCUACUAAGGAUGGAAUUAUUCCUACAACAUUGAUGAACGUCCUCAAUACAACAACGAAUAUAACAAGUACACUUACCCCGCCUGUAGAACAAGGAUCCACCGAUGUCGGGGUGAUCAUUGGAAGUAUCGUGGCCGUCGUUUUUGUACUUUGUAUUUUACUAGCACUCAUAUUCUUGAGACGAAGGAGAAAAAAGAAGGAAUACUUAAGCGUAUCCAGAGAAGAUCCAGAGCCGGUCCAUUGGGACAAAGAUCCAGAGCAGGUCGAAAUUGUCCACGACUCAGAAUUGGAUGAUAAAAACAAAGAUCCAGAGCAGGUUGAAAUUGACGAAGAUCCAAGGUUGGAUCAAUUUAAUUUGUCUAUUUCGUUAGCUUUCCGAAGCUCGUUUUUGUGUCAACUGACUAUUAUUAUGAUGAAAUAACAAUAUUUUGAGUGAUAAUGUCAUUUAUUGAAACAAAUGACAACAGAGAAAAAUACAUCAUAGUUCAUCUUUUUUUUUACAAAAUUAAUUGACUGGGAUCACUUUAUAAUAAAAAAAAAAUAGAACUAGAUUUGCAACUGCGCAAAUAAAGAUAUAUACAUUACACAGAUUGAUCGCAGUCAAUAUGCAACUAAAACAUUAAUGGUGUCAAAAAGGCGCCACACAAAAAAGGCCACCAAGCAAUUAGACAUACAACGAGGUGCAUGUAAUUGCUGCGCCACCCAAGGAAUACCAUAUGAAAAAUAAUGAAAGUAUCCCGAUCAAAUGAUAAAUAUGGCUAAUUGAAUAUAAGAUAGAUAUGUUGUAAUUAUCUAUAGUAAGAUAAAUUAGACAAUAAUAAAUACUAGGAUCCAUAAUAAGAUAUAGCUUAUACAAGAUGAAUUGAGCUGAGGGCAAACCAGUCAAAAUGCAAACGUAGUGAUGGAAAACUUCUGAACUGCUUGGAGAAGGGAACUUAUUUAAAAUUUCACAGAACUUACAACAAAAAUGAUCAGCAGACAACUUCUGACAUGUUCCACAUACGAAAUGUUAUCUAGAUCUAUAUACCAACUCUAAUGAGCAGCAGAGAAAUUCUGACCUGCUCCAUAUAUGAAAUGCUACCUACAAAUCCGGAACAGGUAUCAGUUAUUCUUCAAAUGAACUCUGGGAAGUUUUUUGAGUAGGUAUAUAAACAAUAUGAUAUAUCUAACUGCUUUUCCCAGGCACGUAGAAUCGUACGGGGGUGGGGGUGUCCCACUUUAUUUUCUCAAUGUUCAAUAUUUGUUAUUUUCAUAAGCGAAUACAGAUAUAUUGGGUGACCCCCCACUCUUUUUGAUAGAACUUUGAAUGAUGACAUUGAAUGUAAACUUGAAAAUCAUC